CUCUCAUUAUCGCAUUAGCAGUCAUACUGAAGCUAACGAAAAGUUUCCCUUCAGUAUAUAAGUAGUAGUCAUUCUUGAGGAGUCAAGAAUGUUCAAACGUGUUUUAUCUCUGUUACUGCUAUUAUUAUACACAUUAUUAUGCGGAGCCGGAAUUUUACGGGAUUCACAACAGAGUUUUUCAUAUUCAAAGACUUGUGGAUAUGAGUCGUGUACCAAAAUAGAUCCAAAGAAACUUAAUGUUCAUUUAGUACCGCAUUCUCAUGAUGAUGUUGGCUGGUUGAAAACUGUCGACCAAUAUUAUUAUGGAAGCAGAAUCUUAACUCAAAAAGCUGGAGUACAAUAUAUUAUUGAUAGUGUUAUUGAAGCUUUAAGACGCGAUCCUGCUCGAAAAUUCAUUUAUGUCGAGACCGCAUUCUUGUGGAAGUGGUGGCAGCGUCAAGAUGAAAAAAUCAGGCAAGAAGUUAAACAAUUCGUGAACGAAGGUCGUUUGGAAAUAAUCGGCGGAGCAUGGAGUAUGAACGAUGAAGCUACGACUCACUAUCAGUCAAUCAUUGAUCACUCAACUUGGGGAUUCCGACGACUCAAUGACACGCUUGGUGAAUGUGCUCGUCCUAAAAUCGGUUGGCAAAUCGAUCCUUUUGGACAUUCAAGAGAACAAGCUUCUUUGUUUGCUCAAUUUGGCUUUGAUGGAAUGUUUAUUGGGCGUCUAGAUUAUCAAGAUAAAUACAAACGUUUGAAAGACAAAACUGCGGAAUUUCUUUGGAAAGCUAGUUCUAGCUUAGGAGAAAAAGCAAACUUAUUUUCGGUGGCUCUGUUCAAUAACUAUUCUCCACCUCCUGGAUUUUGUUUUGAUGUACUUUGUUUAGAUGAUCCUCUUAUCGACGACCCAGAGAGUCCAGAUAACAACAUUGAAGCUAGGGUAGCUUUAUUUUUGGCGUAUUGCCAAGUACAAGCGAAAUCUUAUAAUACGAAUAAUAUUAUUCUUACGAUGGGCGAAGAUUUUAAUUACCAAAACGCAAAUAUGUGGUUUUUAAAUUUGGAUAAGCUUAUUAGGUACACAAACAAAAUCUACGGCUCAACAGUGAAUGUAUUCUACUCAACACCUUCAUGUUACCUAAAAUCCCUGAACGAUGCCCAACUUUCCUGGCCGUCAAAAUCCGACGAUUUCUUCCCAUACAGCAGUGACCCCCACGCAUUCUGGACGGGUUUCUUCACAUCCCGCCCAACCCUCAAAUUCUUCGAACGAAUGGGCAACAAUUUCCUCCAAAUCACCAAGCAAUUAUCAGUCUUAUCAAAUCAAAUGGACAGCUCGGGCCUAAUCCAUUUCAAAGAAGCAAUGGGAGUAAUGCAGCACCACGACGCGAUAACAGGAACGGAAAAGCAGCACGUAGCGGAAGAUUACGCCCGAAUUUUAUACUCCAGCUUCAACUAUGGCACAGAAAUAGUUUCCAAAGCGGUUUCCAAAAUGCUCAAAAUCAAUCCUCAAGCUCCCGACGCGGAAUUCCACUCAUGCCUUCUGUUAAACAUCAGCUCUUGCGUUUUUACCGAAUCUUCCGGAAAUUUUGUAGUUACACUCUACAAUCCCGCGAGCCAGCCCAUGUCUAAUUACAUCCGAGUCCCAGUUAAUGGAAACGCGUUCAAAGUAGUUGAUAAUUCAGGUUCUGAAAUUGUAACGCAAUUGUUACCGGUUCCGCAAUUUGUGCGACAAACUCCGGGAAGAAAUAGCAAUUCAACCAAAGAACUAGUCUUUUUUGCAGAAAUUCCUCCUCUGGGCUAUCAAUCGUUCUACGUAACCGAAUUAACAACUAAUGUAGUGGAAGAAAUCAAACCUGCAUCAGUUUCUGCAAUUGAAAACGAUCUUUAUACAGUCAGUGUUAAUCAAGCAGGCAAUGUUGUUGUCACAUGGAAAAACAUGAACUUGCAAGUGACCCAAUCGUUCCAUUAUUACGAAGGAAUGAAAGGAAACAACACUGCCUUUGCAUAUCGCGCAUCAGGCGCUUAUAUCUUCCGUCCGAAAGAAUCUAACGUUUAUGAUAUCGCUUAUUCUGGAAAUUACAAAUUCUACACCGGUCCGGUAGUCAAUGAGCUUCAUUUGAUGGUUAACAAUUACAUCAGUCAAAUUGUUAGGGUUUAUAAAGCAGAACAGAAGAUUGAAUUUGAUUGGGUGGUCGGGCCAAUUCCAAUUGAUGAUUCUAUUGGAAGAGAGAUUGUUACUAAGUACAAGAGUAAUCUUCAGUCGGAUGGUACUUUUUACACUGAUAGCAACGGAAGGGAAAUGAUUAAAAGGAAAAGAAAUUACAGACCUUCUUGGAAUCUUACUUUGGAAGAGCCCAUUGCCGGGAAUUACUAUCCGGUGACGGCUAAGAUUUAUCUGGAGGAUGUUAGGGAGAAGAUGAGGAUCAGUGUUUUGAAUGAUAGGGCGCAAGGAGGGACCAGUAUGGUUGAUGGGGAGUUAGAAGUGAUGUUGCACAGAAGGUUGCUAAAUGAUGACGCUUUUGGGGUGGGUGAGGCGCUCAAUGAGACUGCUUUUGGGUAUGGGCUGGUGGCUAGAGGUAGUCAUUCGCUGAUUGGGAGCAGGAUUGAAGAUUUGGCGGGAAUUGCUUUGAAGGAAAAGACGGAAGCUAUCUCUUUGGCGCUGAGACCUUGGUACUUGUUUACGCCAGUUGGUGGGGUGACUUUGGAACAGUGGAAAGGGCGAUAUUAUAUGAAGAGUAGCUUUUUAAAAAAUAAGCUUCCUAAAAACGUUCAAAUUUUAACAUUGGAACCAUGGAAAGACGGAACAAUCCUCCUGAGACUCGAGCAUUUAUUCGAGAAAAAUGAAGCCGGAGCUUUAUCACAAAGCGCUACUGUCAAUCUAUUGGAUCUGUUUAUAAACAUUGAAAUUAUCUCUGUGAGGGAAACCUCCCUUGGUGGAAACCAAUGGAUUGAAGAUAUGAAGCGCCUUCAAUGGCAAAUAGACUCCAAUGAAGUGGACGAUCAACCUUACAACUUCAUUCCUAUUAAUCGAAGAGGAGGCGCUGUGGAAAUUGUUUUGAAUGCAAUGGAAAUUCGGACGUUUAUAAUGACUGUUAGGCACACUUAAAAAGAAAUUGACUU
Molecule: messenger RNA, 3096 nt
Organism: Cotesia glomerata
Lineage: Eukaryota; Metazoa; Arthropoda; Insecta; Hymenoptera; Braconidae
Gene: LManII
Product: lysosomal alpha-mannosidase
Exons: 10
Coding region: 89-3082 (997 amino acids)
Biological process (GO): mannose metabolic process
Cellular component (GO): lysosome
Molecular function (GO): alpha-mannosidase activity; carbohydrate binding
Source: RefSeq, a predicted model, not a curated record